AUGGCUGUUCGUUUCAGUGAUGAUAUUAGUCGUUCGUCAUUUCCAAUGCAUUUUGGUCACCAAACGAAAUUUGUCGAUGCCGCGUAUACGCCAUUGAAAAUGAUCAAAUUAUGUAUUGAACAACAAGUGAAUGCAUCAUUUCCACUCAUACAUCAAGUGGCAACAACAAUGGUAUUUAGGAAUGAUUAUAAUCGAGUAUUAGAAGGAGCCCUAGAAUUUACUCUACCUACAACAGCUACAAUUUGCGGAUUUGGGCUUGAUGUUGACGGUGUUAUCGUUGAUGGUGUUGUUGUUGAAAAAGAUAAAGUUCGUAUUACAUUUGAAAAAGAAGUUCGAAAAGGUGUCGAUCCUGGUUUAGUUGAAAUGGUUCAAGGAAAUGUAUUUCGUACGAGAGUCUAUCCAAUACAACCUGGAGGCAUACGUGUUGUACGUGUCAUUUAUCAAGAUCUAUCUCAAAUCGAAAAUGAUUGCUUUCUAUUUCAUAUUCCUAUUUACUUCACUACUACUCUCAAAAAUUUGGAUAUUUCACUGAUUUGUACACGUACACCAAGCGAUUGUUAUCCACAAUUUCUUUCAAAUGGUAAGUUUAAACAACCAUUUGUCAAUUUACAUGGAACAUAUUGUUCAACAUUGCACGAAGUCGAUGUUAAACCAUCAACAUGUGAACAGUCUAUUACUUACAUGAUAAACUAUCUCAUGCGAGGACGGCCGAUUCAUAGCAUAGAAAUCGACCCCGACGAUCGUACCAAAGCUUAUUUCGCUCUAUUCUACAUACCACCAUUAGCACCAUCGAAUAAUGUCGUAGUCGAUUGUCGGAAAACAAUGUCGCUUUGCAUACUUUGGGAUGCUAGUUUAAGUCGAGCCAACAUUGAAUAUCGUCAACAUGAAAUGAAUAUACUAAAGAGUAUAUUAAAAGUUUGGAAAUCAAAUUAUAUUGAUGUGAGCAUAACUGUAAUUGUAUUUCGAAACGUACUUGAACAUCGAAGUACAUUUCAUUUGUAUGAUAACGAUUGUUGGCCGAAACUGAGUCAGUUGUUAAUUAGUUUAUCAUAUGAUGGCGCAACAAAUUUAUUUCAACUAGCAACAGUCUCAAGUAGUAUUUCCAAUAUUACACACUAUUUUUUAUUUAGCGAUUGCCUAUCGACAAUUGGUAGUGAUGAUCCAACACAAUUAAAUCAUUUGACGGCCAGACCAAUCUGGAUAUUUAAUGCAAAUACUCCACACGAACCGGCAAAUUUCUCAUUGAUUAACUAUUUAACCAAUGUAAGUGGUGGUGGAUAUAUUUCACGUGAAAAAAUUUUAGCUCAAAAUAGUGCAAAUCAUAUCAUUCGUUGGAUUGAUUACAAGUCACAACGAAGAUAUCUUAGAACAGAUACUCUCAAUAAUGCAAAUGUUCAUGAUAUUUAUCCGAGCCAUUCAAUUACGUUAGAACCAAACGCAGAACGAUUUAUACUCGUUGGGAAAAUGUCAUCAGCAGUUUCAGCUAAAAUUGCCGUCAAUUUUCUUAUUUCAAAUGAACUACAUCGUAAAGAAGUGACGAUAGAUAGAGUUGAUUCAACAUAUGACAACUACGGAUUAUUGCGUCGAUUAUAUGCCAAACAAAUGUUGAAUGAAUUAACUGCGUUCCCGAAAAUAAAUAAGAGGCAUAUUUUAGAUAUUGGUAUGAAAUAUUCCAUUGUAAGUGAUUUUACAUCGAUAAUCGUGCUAGAAACAUUACAACAACACAUUGAAUAUAAUAUAUGUCCACAUCCAUCGCGAACAACAUUAUACAAUCAUUAUAUGAACUAUCAGCAUAAUAAAAAACAAAUAGAGUUGAAAAACAAGGAAACAAAAUUGGCAACUCUUUUGAAUUUAUGGUACGCACGUUGCACAUGGUAUGAUAAAGCGGUAGGCGACAAAGACCAUGUAAAUACUGCAUUUCAAAGGAACACUCAUUUUCCAAGGGAUCCAGAAUUUAAUGUAUCGAGACAAUUAUUAACAAAAUCACGGGAUAGACUAAACCAGAUACAUUAUCACUCAACGAGCUACAAUAUGGAAUGCGGCUCAUCAAAUUCCAUGCAGCACGAAAUGGCUUCUUUAACAUACGGCAUGCCAAGUAUUCCUUUGAAUGUGAUUUGUGAAAACGAUAUUACUAGUCGGCCAAAACGUAGUGCCUCUUCUGAUUGCAUCCCCGACCGAUCAAACGACUCAAACCGAAGUGGUCACGAUCGUAGACUUGCUCCUGAUAGUAAUCAAACGGUUACUCUUCAGAAAUGGGACCCACAAACGCCAUAUAUGAAGAAAAUUAAAGCAAGUAGAAACAUAGAAACAGCUUAUCAGACCUAUCUAAAUGAGCGUCAAUCAUAUUUGAAAUCGCCAUCAUUCUAUUUUGAUGUAGCAUCCUAUUUUUUCUCACAAGCUCGUUUUUUGAUAUCGAAACAAUCAUCCAUUGAUAGAUUGAAUCAAAAUCAUGCGCUGUCUAUGUUUGGCAUUCACUCAUUUUCAAAUGAAAUUUGUAGUUCCGAUGUAAACAACUAUGAAUCAUUCGGUUUACGCAUUUUAACAAAUGUAUUAGAGCUAGAUUUAGAAUCACCACAAUUGUUACGAGCUGUUGCUUAUAAACUUGUUGAACUUGGUCUUCUCGAUGCGGCUGAGAAUAUUGUUCGACUCAUCACAACUCUAAGACCGGACGAGCCACAAUCAUUUCGAGAUCUAGCAUUAUUAUUGCGAGAAUCAAAUGCUCCUGACAGGAACAUGACAGAAAUAUCAGAUCUAUUCAAGAAAGUUAUAUGUGGCGAAUGGGAUCAUUGUUAUGCUGAAAUCGAAGUUACAACAUUACAUGAAUUCAAUUGGUUUAUAUUUGAAUUCAAUCAACAAAAACAAAUAUCGAAAUUAUUUGAUCAUCGUCUCGUACGUCAUUUACCUGUUGACUUGAGAAUCGUUUUAGUCUGGGACACUAAUGAUACAGAUGUUGAUUUACAUAUCAUUGAACCUACCGGUGAAGAAUGUUAUUAUGGUAAUAAAAAUACAGCGAUUGGUGGUAUGUUAAGUCGUGAUUUUACAACUGGUUAUGGGCCAGAAGAAUAUCUAAUUCGAAAAGCCGUCACCGGUACGUAUAUAGUUCGAACACAAUGUUUUGCUAAUCAUGAACAAAAUUUAACUGGUGCAACAACAAUAAUGGUACAUAUUUAUAAGUAUUAUGGCCAAUCAAAUCAACAAAAAGAAAUUGUCACACUACGAUUGAAUAGUAAUCAGGAGAUGAGAGAUGUAUGCGAAGUUGUUUUCAAUGACGAUAGGAAACUAAAGUCAGAAAAUCAAAUAAAAAAUGAUCAGAAUUCGAAUAUGAAGAUCCAUCAACAGGUUAUUUGUGAUGGAUGUGGUAUGUUGCCGAUAAUUGGAGAUCGUUAUACAUGUUUAUUUUGUUCAAAUAUUGACUUUUGCCAAUCAUGUCAUUCUGCUAGUAGAACAAAUCAUGAUACAAAUCAUCACUACAAUCAUCCAUUGCUAUGCAUCAAAGAUUCGCGUACAUAUCCAAAGUCGCUUUACCUUCAUAGCCGACGUAAAAAAAUGCAUCAAGAUAUUCAAUGUGAUUCAUGUUUCAUGAAACCGAUUGUAGGCAUUCGCUAUAAAUGUAUUUGUGGAAUAAGGUUAUGUGAGAAAUGUGAAGUUGCUGGUUUGCACACGAAAAAUCAUCAUCGCGCCAAAAUAGUUGAACCGGAAUAA
This is a messenger RNA of Rotaria socialis, 3702 nucleotides long. The record is from the annotation of a GenBank genome assembly. NCBI's taxonomy places the organism in Eukaryota, Metazoa, Rotifera, Eurotatoria, Philodinida, Philodinidae.